Molecule: messenger RNA, 1044 nt
Organism: Pyrus x bretschneideri (Chinese white pear)
Lineage: Eukaryota; Viridiplantae; Streptophyta; Magnoliopsida; Rosales; Rosaceae
Product: zinc finger A20 and AN1 domain-containing stress-associated protein 8
Exons: 2
Coding region: 152-793 (213 amino acids)
Molecular function (GO): zinc ion binding; DNA binding
Source: RefSeq, a predicted model, not a curated record
GCUAGGAACAAGCAUGUAAAGGCCUAGUUGAGAAAAGUUGAGGUUCCACCCAAAAACCAAUUGGCAAUAGUGGGAGAUAGCACGCUACGUUGCACAUUUGUGAUUUCAAACUUUGGAGUGGCUAGUUGGCAAUAGGGGAAGUGAUGUUCCGAUGUGGAGCAUUUCUUCACUCACACUAUAUUGUAGAUGUCUGGUAGGGGGAGAUUUCUACCUAGAGCUGUGUUAUUGUAUAAUUUUGAAGGACUUAGUGAAUUACAAUGCUGGAAAUUGUAAGAAAAUGGAGCACAACGAGACAGGAUGCCAAGCUUCUCCUGAAGCUCCCAAGCUUUGUGCCAACAACUGCGGAUUCUUUGGAAGUCCAGCAACCAUGAAUUUGUGUUCCAAGUGCCACAAGGACUUGGUGUUGAAGCAAGAACAAGCCAAAGUCGUUGCGGCAUCCAUUGGUUGUGUGGUGAAUGGCAGUCCCACUGAAAGUGGCAAGGGGCCUGUUGCUACUGCUGCUGUAGAUGUACAAGCUGGUUCUGCAGAUGUGAUGCUUAUCUCAACACAGGCUUCCUCUACGUCGUUGAACAUUAAGAGUGAGGAGAAGGUGAAAGAGACUCCUACGAGGUGCGGCACAUGCAGGAAACGUGUUGGUCUAACGGGGUUCAGUUGCCGUUGUGGAGAUCUCUUUUGUGCAGUUCAUCGGUACUCUGAUAAACACAACUGCCCCUAUGAUUACCGGACUGCUGCUCAGGAUGCAAUAGCCAAAGCCAACCCGGUUGUCAAGGCAGAAAAGCUGGAUAAAAUCUGAUAGAAUCUUGGACUAACGAGGGUUUAAUCCUUUUAUCUAUUGCACACAUGCUCUCAUUUCUACCCAUGUGGCUUCUGCUUCUGUUUAAGUUGAUCUGUGUUGUGUUAGGUCUCUUGUGUGAUAGAUGGUUGGAAGCUGUUGUGGGCAUUUUCAAAUGCCAGGAACGAUUGUGUGUAAUAAUCCCAGCCGUUCGUGACGGCCGUGAUGCCCUUACUUGGCUUUGCUAUGGAUGGUGUUUUGGAACUUGUUUA